CAUAACUUCUCACUUAUCUCUUCCAACCUCACUCACUCACUCUCUCUCUCUCCUCCAAACCCCCAAAAAACCCCAAAAAUGUCGUCAUCUUCCUCAAAACUCCUCCCAAUAUUCUCUCUCCUCUUCAUAAUCUCCUACAUUACACUCCAUUCUACCACCGUAGAAGCUCAGAUCCACGACAUUGGAUUCGACUGGGCUUCAUCAUCAUCUUCCGCAAUGUCGUCGGCAAUGAUGUAUUCAUCAGGAGGAGAAGACCUCGAUCUCGAAGUUGAUCUUGAUGUUGAAAGUAGGAGAUCUCUUUACUGGAAAAGGAAGGUGUACUAUAUAUCGUACGGUGCACUCUCAGCGAAUCGUGUCCCUUGUCCGCCUCGCUCUGGUAGGUCUUACUACACUCACAACUGCUUCGCUGCUCAUGGCCCUGCUAAUCCUUACACUCGUGGUUGCUCUUGCAUUACUCGCUGCCGCCGUUAAUUAAUUCAUGGUUAAGAUUAUUAAGUACUUCAUUAUUAUGAUGAUUUUGUGUUUAUUUUAAUUAACUAAAUAUUAGGGGUUUCAUGCUUAUGGUUUAUUUGGAAAGGCGGUGUCCUUUUCUUUUUAUCUCUUGUCGUAAAGUCUCUUUCGUGUGAUUAUUGUUGUAAGUGUGGGUCCUCAUUUUACUGGUUGAGGAUUGGCUGAAAAGUUGUAUUAAUACUUGUAUUACUAUUAUUUUAUAAGUAUGGUUGAAAAGAAGGGGGAAAAAUAAUAGUUCUAAGCUUUGUAAUAAUGUUGUGUAAACUGUUGUGUUACACUUUGAUGGAAUAAUCUUAAUCUAUCCGGUGAGUAGAUUACUCAUCUAUUGUAUUAUCGGACAACUGGACCUAUGAACGGAGCAAAAGGAGGGGAGUUUUGGAAUAGAAGUUUACAAUAAUGUAGAAUGAAGUAUGCAAUUGGAUGUAAUCUAAUGGGAUUCUAUUGAUUAAUUUAUGUUAUGGAGUACUCCGUAUCA
Chenopodium quinoa (quinoa) is the source of this 985-nucleotide messenger RNA. RefSeq names its product protein RALF-like 34. The record is from RefSeq and is a predicted model, not a curated record. Lineage: Eukaryota; Viridiplantae; Streptophyta; Magnoliopsida; Caryophyllales; Amaranthaceae. The transcript has a single exon. The coding region runs from base 79 to 471 and encodes 130 amino acids.